UUUUUUUUUUUAAUUUUAAUCAUUAAAAAAAAAAACUAGGGUUUUGUAGGUAUAAGAAGGGUCCUUAUCUUCUCUCGUGUAGUUCCGUUCUUCUUCACACUGAGGCUCACCCCUUUGUCCUAAAUCACUGACCUUAAACCGAAUCUUCACAAAGAUGAAUCGUGAAAAGUUGAUGAAGAUGGCCGGUUCUGUUCGAACUGGAGGAAAGGGUACCGUUAGAAGAAAGAAGAAGGCCGUCCACAAGACAACAACUACAGAUGACAAAAGGCUUCAGAGCACCCUGAAGAGAAUAGGGGUGAAUGCCAUCCCACAAAUUGAGGAGGUCAAUAUCUUCAAGGAUGAUGUAGUUAUCCAGUUCUUAAACCCCAAAGUUCAAGCAUCCAUUGCUGCUAAUACAUGGGUCGUUAGUGGUGCUCCUCAAACAAAGAAGUUGCAGGAUAUACUCCCUAGCAUUAUCCACCAAUUAGGACCAGAUAAUUUGGAAAACCUGAAGAAGAUAGCUGAGCAAUUCCAGAAGCAAGCUCCUGAAGCAGGUACUGGUUCAGCCACAGUACAAGAAGAGAAUGAUGAUGAUGUUCCAGAUCUUGUCCCAGGAGAGACUUUUGAGACAGCUGCUGAGGAGGCCAAGGAUAGUUAGAUUGUUAUUGUGCCAUCUUCUGUUUUUUUUUUUUCAAAAAAGAAAAUCUUGAUUUUCAUAUUUAAGUAUUUCAGGGUGUUUAGUUAUCUUGUCAUAUACUUUAAACAGUCCGAAUACUUGAAUUAAAUCUGUUUUCCUUCAUCUAAUUCAAACUGUUCCUGCUUGGUUGCACUUGAUUUCA
Messenger RNA from Medicago truncatula (barrel medic), 818 nucleotides. Its product is annotated as nascent polypeptide-associated complex subunit beta. The transcript has 6 exons. NCBI's taxonomy places the organism in Eukaryota, Viridiplantae, Streptophyta, Magnoliopsida, Fabales, Fabaceae. The coding region runs from base 155 to 637 and encodes 160 amino acids. The record is from RefSeq and is a predicted model, not a curated record.